AUGAAAUCGAUAUUGAAAGAAGAGUCGAUGAUAAAUAUAACAUUAAAACCAUUGGAGCAGGAGGUUUUCUUGGCUGAGGAUCCAUAAACAGCAUUGCUCAAAUUGAAAUGUUUCUAGGAACUAAUCAACAAAGAGCGAUUAGCGUAUGCAGAGCACUUGGCUGAAGUAUUUGAAUUGAUUGGAGAUGAUGCUUAUAGAAAUCUAGGAUUUAUUUUAAAGCAAUUCGUUCAUGAUUCCUAUUCAAUCUAACUAUCUAUUAUUAGGUAGUUGCCAAUUCUAGUAGAACAAAUAAAGAAGCGACAAUCCGGGUAUGCGGAAUUGAAAGAUCAUGUUCUGCCAUUUAUGAAUAUAUUUCUCGAGCAUCAGGACUAGGAUAUCAAAAAGGAAGUCUUAACUCAAUUGCUUAAAAUAGCACCCUUUUUGAUUGAAUCAGACAAAGUGGAUAUAAUUUUAGCACAUCUGAUCGAAAUGGCUCACGAUGAGAAAAGUAACCAAAAUCGUAUGUUGGCAGCUGAGACAUUUGGUAAGUGUGCCUCUCUCUUCUCUAUGAAAUAUUGUGAGUCUUAUAUAUGCGGAGAACUCUUAUCUCUUGGUAUAGAUUUAAAUGAAUUCGUAAGAGAAAAGGCUAUAGAACAAUUACCAAAUUUAUCAGUUAGUCUCUCUCAAAAAUUAAUAUCAUAUCUCUAAAUAUUCCUUAGAUCUUGCGAAGACAGACUUUUGCAGAUUAAAAAUGCUUGCAUCAGGUCCAUCUCAGGUAUCUGCAAAUAUGCUAGACAUGAUUUAAAGACCUCCAAAUUAAUACCAAAAUAUUUGGAAUUUUUUUGCGAUCAAAAUAAAGAUGUCAGAAAAACUGCAUAUGAAUAUUUAGGUGAGUUCAUCAGUACAAUCAAAUUCACUGAAAAGGAUUAGCAAUAACUCGAAACCCUAUUGGCCUACUACUAGAAUUAAUUGGAUAAAAAUAUCAAUAUGAUGGGUGUUGAUCUCGUUUAUAAAUGUGCCUUCUAUUUUCCAGGAGUUCUACAAGCAAUUGGUCGAAAUCGUUGGCUUAUGAUUCAGCCUCUAUAUGGAUUCCUUCUAAAAUAUCCCUCAGAUUCUAGAAAGUCAAAAUUUCCCUAGCUCAUAGUUUUCAUGAAGUGGCUAAAUUGUUGGGUCCCCGAUUUAUCCAAAGAACAUUUGAUCACUGUACUAGAAACAUUAGCAUAAGAUAAAUUGCAAGAAGUCAGAAAUGGCAUUGUAUUAAAUCUGUCAAAGUUUAUAUCUAUCUUCCCUAUUGAAGAAAGAGAUUAUGUCAUUGAUCUCUUACUAAAUUUUUAGAAAGACUAACAUAAAUGGCGAACUCGUCAGAUUAUUUGUACUUCUAUUUUCCCAAUCACAAGAUGCUUCAAUAACGAUACAAUAUUCUUUCACAUUGCUCCAAUUCUAUUCAAGUUUUGCUCAGAUACAGUUGCAAAAGUUAGAAGGAAGGCUUCUAAAAAUGUUGUACAUUUAGUUGAGACCUUUGAGGAAGAAGGAGAAUAAAGAACUGUCAUUCUUGAAUAGAUUAGGGCUUUUUCACAUUCUAAGAGAUUCAAUUAGAGACAAUCAUAUUGUUGGAUGUGUUAUAAAUUGUUUUACAGACCAGAUUUUGAGGAUCUAUUUUUUGAAAGACUCUUUGAAUUAUGUAGAGAUCCUGUUUAAUGUGUAAGGUUAUCAGCUAUUAUUAUUAUUGAUAAAUUCAUAUAAAAGGUAGGUUUCUCCAAGGAACGCAAAUAUUUGAAAUAUCUAUUGAUUCAAUUUAUUGAUGAUCAAUGCUAAGAAAUUUAGUUAAUCCUGACUAAAUAUAAUUUUGUUAUCCAAAAAACUAAGAAAAAGACUUUAUCUUGCAGAUCACGUAAUAGUGGAUCUUCAAAUGGUCAUUUGGAAGACAUUCCAGAAUUUGAUGAAAAAAUCGAACAGAUUCGUAAAUCAUCUGGUAAAGUUUGA
This is a messenger RNA of Paramecium tetraurelia, 1962 nucleotides long. RefSeq lists its product as uncharacterized. Lineage: Eukaryota; Ciliophora; Oligohymenophorea; Peniculida; Parameciidae. Gene Ontology annotation, biological process: protein dephosphorylation. Gene Ontology annotation, molecular function: protein phosphatase regulator activity. The transcript is spliced from 7 exons. The record is from RefSeq and is a predicted model, not a curated record.